AUGCCACUACCGCAAAGACAACGCUUUGGAGAUGUUCAUCGGCGGCUCCCAGCAAGCCGAAGAUCCAGUGUCACAUCUCAAACCUUGAGGCGCAGUAUAUCAGCAACUCCAAUCCCAAGGAAUGUUUCCACUACCCGAAACCAACCUCGCCGUCGACCUUGGGAUUUAAUGCCAGUGAUUGGAAUGGGGGCGGUAUAUCGUUCUGAGAAUAACACAGAAGCUUACUUACUCGGUCGAUUUCCGGGUUAUUUUCCUUUUAAUGUUGGAUCUCUGAAAGACGCCUGUGACUCCUGCGGAGCUCUUCACUGGAAAUUGGAGCGUACAUUGAACGAUUUGUCCAAAGACACCGCCAGUUACUCAACCUGCUGUGGAAAAGGCUCAGUCGAGAUGCCUGUUAGAUACGAAGAAGCCGAUUAUCCUUGGUUUAUGCGAAAAUUGCUAACCGACCUUGAUCAAACUUCCCUCGAGUUUCAAAGGCAAAUUUGCGCCUACAAUAACUCGCUGUCCUUUGCUUCCUGUGGUGCUGAAAUCAAUCGAUCUGUUCAAGGAUAUGCAGGAAUAUAUACAUUCAGGAUCAGAGGCCCUCUGUAUCAUGACAUCGGCAGUGUGUUCCCGCGUGGUAAUGCUAGGCCAGCGUUCUCUCAAAUUUACGUGGUAGGAGGCAACGAUGCCCAGGAGGCUGAAUAUCGUGCAGAGCAAGCUAGGUCGCCAGUCAAUGUUCAACUACUUUUGAGGCUUCAGCGAAUGAUAGGACAGGACGAUCCGGAUCCCAAUUCUCAGUACGUACUACAAAACUACAAUCGACCCGGACUAAAUCAAAAUGUUUAUAACGUGCCUCGGACGCUGGAAGUUGGAAUGGUAAUCGACAACGAUGAUCCUGAUCAAAUUGCCCCAAGGGAUAUUGUCCUGCGGCCCAUUGAAGGGGGUCUCAUGCACAUUACAGACGACUUGAGUGGCUACUUGCCAAUUCGCUAUCCAAUUUUUUUCCCAUUUGGGGAGCAAGGGUGGGUUCGUGCGUGGCCAGGUGAUGAAGAAACAGAGACUGAGGAAAACAUUUCGCAGCGUGAAUGGUAUGCCUGCAUGAUAUUUGACCGACAAGACAAGUUCUCAGCAAUACUAUAUGGAAAAAAUCUCUUUCAAGAGUUAUUAGUAGAUAUGUACUUCUGUGUUGAAUGCUCGAGACUCAAUUUCUUUCACUUUAAUCAGGCGCAGAUCAAGGCAGAGCUCUAUCAAGGCAUCAAAGAAUCAUUCAGGGAUGAUGUUGACGUUCAAGGAAGACGGAUUAUCCUUCCAUCUUCCUUUUCUGGUUCCCCUAGGAAUAUGAUGCAGCUGUACCAAGAUUCGAUGGCUCUGGUGCGGCAUUUUGGCCAACCUUCUCUAUUCAUCACAAUGACGGCCAACGCUCGCUGGCCUGAAGUUCUUGCGGCUUUGAAACCAAACGAAGAACCAUGGGAUCGGCCUGAUCUGAUUGUCCGGGUAUUCCGAAUGAAGCUCACCUCUCUCAUCAAGGCCAUCGUCAAGAAGAAGAGACUUGGCAGUGUGGCAGCUUGGGUUUAUACCAUUGAGUUCCAGAAGCGGGGCCUGCCACACGCCCACAUAAUGGUAAUCUUGGAGCCAGGAAGCGUCCCGACAGCACCCGAAGCAAUAGAUUGCUUGGUUACUGCUGAGAUUCCUGACCCAGAAUCUGAGCCCCAGCUCUAUUCCAUUGUCACUUCUUGCAUGCUUCACGGUCCAUGCAAUCCUAACAGUAUGUGCUGGCAAGAUGAUGCCUGCAAGAAAGGUUUUCCGAAGCCGUUCCAAUCGGAGACUUCUUUGGUCGACGACUCCUACCCAAGAUAUCGACGCAGAGACAAUGGCCGACAUGUAUUCAAGAACAACCACGAGUUCCACAAUGGCCAUGUGGUUCCAUACAACAAGUACCUCCUUUUACGGUACAAAUGUCACAUAAAUUUUGAAAUCCCCUACGGAAUUCAUGGCAUGAAGUAUCUGUUUAAAUACAUCUGUAAAGGUGUCGAUCGGUCUUCAAUGCGGAUGACGGAAGGCGACGAAACCCUCAAAUUUAUCAAUGGUCGAUACAUUGGUCCCUCCGAAGCCGUGUACAGGCUUCUGCGAUUUCCUACAAACGAGCGAGAACCUGCAAUUCAACGGUUAGCUAUACACCUGGACGGUCAACACACCGUAUACUUCACUGAUCAAGAGGGACUGGAAAGACAGAUGGAAUCUGGCUCAGCAGCGCGCACCACGCUCACUGAAUAUUUCCGACUGAACCGCUUGAAUGCUAUUGGCUAUGGGGUUCCAGCACGAUCUUUGCUCUACCACGAGAUUCCAAAGUAUUUCCGAUGGUCGAAGAAAAAACGAUUCAAAGGACGCAAGCAAGCUUCCAACAUGAUUGGUCGCCUCUAUCAUGCCAUGAUCAAUCAAGGCAAGCGCUACUUCUUGAGGCUUUUGCUUCUUCAUAGAAAAGGGGCCACAUGCCCUGAAGACCUCCGAACUGUGGGUACUCGGAUUUUUGAUACUUUCCGGGAGGCAGCCGAUGAACUUGGAUUAUUAGUCAGAAAUCGGCAUUACUCUGAAUCCAUGGCCGAUGCGGCACAUUGGAUGACAGGUAGCGGUCUUCGUUUCAUGUUCUGUAUGCUGUUACUUCACAGUCCGCCAGCAAAUCCAAAGAAGUUACUCAAUGAUUUCUUAGAACAUCUCUCAGAUGAUCUGAUGUACCGACUGCAGCACAGAUACGGCAUUCAGAAUCUUUCCAUUGAAGAUCGCAACUCUCUGUGCUACUUCCUGAUUCACAAUAUUUUGACUGAACAUGGAAAAAACUUCUCUGAUGUCGGUUUGGAAGCAAUCAGUUCCAUCGAUCACUUGUGGGACCUAUUUGAAUCUGACCUGAGUGACGAUGACGACGUUGCUGUAGAUCAUGUGGAUCGUUUCUUAUCUAUGUCUCAGUGUCUCAAUGAACGGCAAACAAUCAUCAUGGAAGCUCUGAUUCAACUUAUGGAUAUCGAUGACUUGGGUCUUAUAUACAUCGAUGGCCCUGGAGGCCAACGAGAUCAAAGUUGUGACAGUAGCUUCCUCCGGAGUCGCAGGCUCAUGCUAUUUGAAGGCAUGACAGCACACUCCCAAUUCAAAAGACCUCUCGAUCUGAACUCAACCUCUCAGUGCAGUUGGAAGACGCGAACUCCUUCGACUCAAGAACUCCAAGAGGCAAAGGUCAUAAUCUGGGACGAAAUCUCAAUGCAGAGCAAGUACGCAGUAGAGGCUGUUGAUCGAGCUUUCAGAGACUUGAUGCAAGACGAUCGACCAUUUGGGGGAAAAGUGAUCAUCUUUGGAGGCGAUUUCCGACAAACGUUACCGGUUGUACCCGGAGGGACUAUCUUUGAUCAGGCAAAUGUUUGUAUGAUCAACUCACCCAUUUGGAACCAUGUUUACACGUUCCAGCUUACUCAAAACCAGCGAUUGCGAACCACCUCCAACCCUGAAUCAGCUCAAACAAACAUGGAGUUCUAUCAUUGGCUGUUGUCAAUUGGUAAUGGAAGUAAUCAAACCGAGUUUUCUUCAGAUGUUGAGCUGAAAUAUGGCAGCGUUUUCAAGCACCUGAUCGCAUCGGUUGUGACUAACAUGGCGAUUGAACAGGCUUAUGGAGAUCUGUCUAACAUACUCAACAAAAACGACACUGACAGAAUUUGCAACUUUUUCACGGACCGUCUAAUCUUGGCUCCGCUCAAUGCCGAUGUGACCAAAAUCAAUGCCAUAUGUAGAGAUCGUCUGCCCGGCCGAGCGUUAGUUUUGAAUUCUGUGGACCAGAUGAUGAAUGAGGCGGACGGCUUAGAUAGCGAUGAAGCGGUGCCUGAAGAGGUUCUGAACACGUUCUCAUUGCCGGGUUUCCCUGAACACAAACUUGAAUUGAAAGUCGGUAUGCCUGUAAUCCUAUUGCGGAAUCUCAACCUAAAGCGAGGCCUGUCCAACGGGACCCGGCUCUUGAUUCUUGGGAUAAGACGAAGUGCACUGCGAUGCAAGAUUCUCAGCGGUUUUCGGGUUGGCAAAGAAGUAUUGAUCCCUAAACUUAAACUUAUUCAUGAGGCCAAUCACGUUUAUGGGGUCUCCUUCUCAAGAUACCAAUUCCCCGUCGCAGCAGCUUUUGCAUUGACCAUCAACAAAGCUCAAGGUCAAUCGUUAUCGGUGGUUUCAGUUUACCUGCUGCAACCGGUUUUUGGUCAUGGUCAACUUUACGUUGCUCUGUCCCAAGUAACCAACUUGAACGGGUUAUCAAUCUGCAUGGUGGGUGAUCCAGAUCUUCCUUUGAUCACUACAAACAUCGUCAAUCUUGAUGUAAUACGACGAUGUCAUGGAACUUCCGAGGUCUAG
This is a messenger RNA of Puccinia graminis f. sp. tritici CRL 75-36-700-3, 4362 nucleotides long. RefSeq lists its product as uncharacterized. Gene Ontology annotation, molecular function: DNA helicase activity. The coding region runs from base 1 to 4362 and encodes 1453 amino acids. Gene Ontology annotation, biological process: telomere maintenance; DNA repair. NCBI's taxonomy places the organism in Eukaryota, Fungi, Basidiomycota, Pucciniomycetes, Pucciniales, Pucciniaceae. The record is from RefSeq and is a predicted model, not a curated record. The transcript has 7 exons.